AUGGAUGCUGCUCCGCCAGAUUCUUCAGCGGUCAUAGCAAUUCCACUUGCGUCGGAAUACGCAAUCAAGUGCGAUGCUCCGUUUACUGACGAGUUCGUCGGUGCAGACCUUAAUGGACAACGAGAAGUUGUCAGUGGCGGAGUCCCAAGGGAUACCCAACUGCAAGCAGUAAAAGCGUUACAGUCGUCUUAUUCACUAUCGGAACGUUUCUGGGAGAUUUGGAAGAGCCAAUACUCAACAGCUCUUCAAAAACAGCAUCAAAGAAACAUUGACAACAAACGAGGUAGCGCGAAGGAAGUACGAGAAGGAGCUGUCGUUCUUCUUAGUGACUCCUACCAGAAGAGGAAUCACUGGAAACUAGCGCGCAUCUCUAAAAUUAUUUCAAGCAAUGAUGGAGCAGUGAGGGAAGUGGAAGUCUACUGUAACAGAAAGAUACUACGGCAUCCUCUCAACCAACUUAUCCUUCUGGAACUUGAAGGAAACGACAACGGAACCCAACAGACCAAUACAGCAGAAGACCAGCAAGCAACGCCACCACCUGCAACCAGUCGAUAUGAUCUACGUCCAAGGACGACGACAGCCCUCUUUACGAAGGGACAACGCCAAGGACAGAACAGCUUAAGAUGUUUUACGACAAGCAGAUCUAUUACUUGGCCAACGUCCAUUUAUCUGAAAAUGGCAUUAUCAUUGACUGUCAUGGUAAUUGUUAGCGAAGAACAACCCGGAAUGCCAAUAACACAAAGCAUGUGUCAGACGUGCCCCUACGUUUCCGUCUGCUGA
Molecule: messenger RNA, 780 nt
Organism: Necator americanus (New World hookworm)
Lineage: Eukaryota; Metazoa; Nematoda; Chromadorea; Rhabditida; Ancylostomatidae
Exons: 3
Coding region: 1-780 (259 amino acids)
Source: RefSeq, a predicted model, not a curated record